AUGAAGUUUUAUGGAAACAAUUUAUGUGAUUAUAAUCCUUGUUUAAAUGAAGGAAUUUGUCAAUGGCCAAUAGUUAAUGAAUCUUAUUUUGGUUGUAAAUGUAAACCAUGUUAUUCUGGUGUUUUUUGUGAAAGAAAAGAUUGUUCUUCAGAAGAAGUUACAGUUAUCUAUAACAAUGAAUUUCCCAAAACUAAAACUUUAUUUCAUAUUAGUAGUAUAAUUUUUCUCUGGAUAUUAAUUAUAAUAAGUAUCAUUACAACAUUACGAUUUGUAAGUAGAAUCAUAAAACUAAAGAAAAAAGAGAAAGAAGGAAAUGUUAUUGAUUGUACCUUAUAUGUUACUCAAGAAGAUUCUUAUUGUAGUUCAUUAUAUGAUGCCACUCAUGGAGAGACGAGAAAAAGAAUACAUACAAUUAAAAAUGCUCUUCAUAGAGAACAUUAUUUAAAAGGAUUCCCACCAUUAAAACAUGAAACACCAAAAUAG
Strongyloides ratti is the source of this 483-nucleotide messenger RNA. Its product is annotated as Epidermal growth factor-like domain-containing protein. Lineage: Eukaryota; Metazoa; Nematoda; Chromadorea; Rhabditida; Strongyloididae. The transcript has a single exon. The record is from RefSeq and is a predicted model, not a curated record. The coding region runs from base 1 to 483 and encodes 160 amino acids.